UAAGGAAUAAAAUGAGUAUAUAGUAUAUAUAUCUAUAUAUAUACAUUCAUAUAUAAUGGUAUAUAUAAUUAAAUAUAUAAAUGGACUGGAAUAUGAUUGCAAAUUUAUAAAUAACAAUGUAUUAUUUAAAUAAAUGCUAUAUCAUGUAAGGCAACAAAAUUUAGUUAUUGUAUAACUAAACCUUAUAACAACAAAUAUUCAUUAAUUGUACAAGGCGUUAAGAAAUUCUACAUAUGUCACGACUAUUAUGACAAGAUUCUACAAAUUUAAUAUUAAUAUAAAUUGGUUAAAUCGCAUUAUUGAAACAUCAGCCACAUUGUAAGUUAUCACAAUAAUUAGAUGACAUAUUAGUGAUUUUUUGGGUUUCAAUAUCUUCAUUGGUGCAUUGUGCUUUAUUCUGAAGUUUCGUGAAUAUUGCAGUUCACUUUAUCAAGGAAUUAUUAUUACCUUCGUCCACCUUUUUGGCUACCUGUGUACGUUUAUCGAACUUUAUCUGUCAGAUCUCCCUCUCGAAGAUCAGCUUUUCAGUCGUCCUUUGUAACAUAGAAUAUAAUAUUGCACUUUCCAGUAUUAGUUUUCUAUACCAAACUUUUGCAUUUUCUUCAAGUUAUAAGAAGUCUGAUUUAAUAUGCAGUUGCAUGUCGCGCAUUUGCUUCUGCUCUUUUCCGUGGAAACCAGUAGUUGCAACAAAGUUGGAAUUAUAUUUUGAGCAACAUUCCCUUCUUCUAUCCCCUAGUUCUUCUACCAGCAAGCCUGCAAUCGUUGUGAUAUUAUUUGCAAUAUUCAUGCGGACCCUGGGAAUCCGAAACAAAUGGCUGUCACUCGUGGAUAAUUUGCGUAUGUUUCUGCAUGAUUUUCACGGAACGUUCAGUUUAUCGUGAGACUGCAUGUAAGUAAGGCUGCUGCAAUCUCUGACCCGUUGUAAAUUUAUUAACGGUGAUAGUGAUGCAUGCGUGUGGUAAUUACGUGUCAAGUGUUUGUAUAUAAGAAGGAACCCCAAAAUAGUUUGAGCAAGCGGAUAUAGUUAAUUUUAUGUGAAAUGAUAUUAAACACGAUUAGUCCGUCUGUUAAAUUUGGCCUUCAUUUUUGUGGUGUCUGGCCUGGAACACCAUUUCAAUUCAUACAUAAGUUAUGUUGGGUGAUAGCGAUAAUUACGCUUCAGAUUUAUCAAUACAAGUAUAUCGUUAUACAUUAUAACACCGAUACUCUUAUGAACAUAGCAGAAAAUUUGAGCAUCGCCGUGCCUUUCAGUUUAGUGUUUAUCAAACUAUUUGUUACUUGGACGAAUUAUGGCUUGUUUUGCGAUAUUUUAUCUACCAUGGAAGAGGACUGCCAGAAAUAUGCUAAUAUAGAUAUAAAUAAUCUGGUAACAAAAACCGGGGUGUUCUCCUUUUAUGUAACUAGCAUGAUCAUGUCCUCGUAUCUGGUGUCUGCGGUUUCUUAUCUUGGCGGCGCUAUUGCAUUUCAAGGAACGAACGAUUCAAUGUCUCGAGAGCUUCUAUUGAAAAUGGACUUACCAUUCGAGACGAGUGAAUCCCCGAAUUACGAACUUGUGGUUACUACACAAUUUAUUAUUCACUUCUCAGCUGCCCUUGCGUUCGGAACGUUCACUGCCCUGCUUUUCAUGAUGAUAGUGCACGUAGGGUGUCAAAUCGACAUAAUGUGCCAGAAUCUAACAUAUGCUUUUCCUACAAAUGAAAACAAGUUAAAAUUUUUUAUUGGUAGAUAUCAAGAAAUCAUUGCUUUUGCAGAAAAAAUUGAGAAACUUUUUACGUAUAUAGCUCUUAGUCAACUUGUAUCAAAUACAGUUAAUACUUGCUGCGAAGGAUUCCUCAUUGUACUUGCUGUAAACGAUGAAAAUGGACUUGCUAUUGCUAUACUCAUCAAAUCUGUUGUAUUUUAUAUAGUUAUUUGCUUAGAAGUUUUCAUAUAUUGUUUCUCUGGAGAAUAUCUUCGCAUUAAGAGCCAAUUAAUCGGCGACACAGCGUACAAUAUGCUUUGGUACGAUUUACGUCCAAACAAGAGCCGACUUCUGAUACCUGUUAUAUUAAGGUCUCAAAGAGGUUUCACAUUGACUUUCGGAAAAUUCUCAAAUCUUUCUCUGGAAAGCUUCACAGGCAUUAUGAAGGUUUCAGCGUCAUAUAUGUCGGUACUUCUGGCAUUAUACUGAAAAAUACAAAUGGUAACUUCGAUGUGGAAUUAUCGUGUCAAGUGUACAAAUGAUUUAACACUAGCUAUUGUUAACUGGAUUAUUAUACAAAGAAUUACAAACAGAAGAGGAAUAUCAUUGUUGUAUUAAUAAUGAAAAAUAAAUAGUAUAUAUAGAAUAAAUAUUAAUAAAAAUUGAAUUAAAAAAGGCAAAUUAAAUUUAUCUCCUGACGUCAAUAAUUUUAUUAUUUGCAAUUGUUAUUUAUGUUAUAAUAUGCCUAAGAUAUGUAUCAUUUAUCUCGUUUUCAAAUUUAUCUCAUUACGCUACGAUGCAAUUUUUCAUUUAUUAUAUUUUGUUAACGCCGUUUGUUCAGUUUUAAGAACUGAACUACUUGUUAUAUCAUUUCUCAUAUUAUAUACUUACAGUUACAUAUUACUCUUCCGGCUGAUCAAAAGCUGUGACCGUUUGACAAGAAAUCUGAACAUUAAGAUCAUAUUAUGCAUUAGAACCUUUCGAAGAGAGAUCUUUGCAACAACGUCACAUCUUUUUCCCGCAGUGGCAAUGAAUUUUUUAUUAACAAUUGCCUGCACAGGAUUCACGAACCAUUACAACACUUUGCAACAGAAACACAACAACAUCAUUUAACACGGUAUAUAAAAUACACGUAUUUACUAAUUUCGCUGAAUGCGUAAUAUGUGUCUAUAAAAUUGCGACGAGUCAGCGGGUAUAGAUGUAAGUUCGUAAACAACGAAUUUCCGUAUAGCUAACAUUGUACUUUUUAUGACGUGGUAGAGGGCGUGAACGUUUUUUAACUUCUCUUUUCUAUUUUCAUUUAUUUUUUCAAGUGUAUGAAGAUCGGUAGUUUGAGUUGGUAGGAUUAGCUUGUUUCUAUUUUAAAUGAUUAGAAAUUACCAUUGUGUUGAUUUAAGUUUUGUAAUUAACCUCUGAGAAAAAUAAUUAUCUUUUAACACUUUGUGAUAAAAUGUGCGAGGGAGCGUCUGUUUUUAAAGCAAAAAUUUUUAAAGACAGUUUGUUGGUUGAAAAGACGCCGAUAAAAUCACAUACAGUUAUUUAUUUUUCUGAUCGCGUUUAUAACAAUACCAGCAAUAUCAUCUUCCAUACCUAAGGUUUUUUCACAAUUCAUAAAUUAAAUGAAAGAUUAUGUGGACAAAAUCAGUGCCAAAUAAUUCGUACUUGUAUAGAAUCGCUCGUGUAUGAAAUAUCUAAUAUGCUGUAAAUAUAUAUCACACAGUGGUAUAAGUGUAUUUAUAUGUAUAUUGAACAUAUCUUACCUCUGUUGAAAAACUAAUUUAUCUUCUUCUUAUAAUACAAUAGAGUUGUAUAAAAU
This is a messenger RNA of Bombus terrestris (buff-tailed bumblebee), 3497 nucleotides long. Its product is annotated as odorant receptor 4. The transcript has 6 exons. Gene Ontology annotation, molecular function: olfactory receptor activity; odorant binding. Lineage: Eukaryota; Metazoa; Arthropoda; Insecta; Hymenoptera; Apidae. Gene Ontology annotation, biological process: sensory perception of smell; detection of chemical stimulus involved in sensory perception of smell. Gene Ontology annotation, cellular component: plasma membrane. The coding region runs from base 1040 to 2170 and encodes 376 amino acids. The record is from RefSeq and is a predicted model, not a curated record.